This is a messenger RNA of Brassica oleracea var. oleracea, 378 nucleotides long. The record is from the annotation of a RefSeq genome assembly. NCBI's taxonomy places the organism in Eukaryota, Viridiplantae, Streptophyta, Magnoliopsida, Brassicales, Brassicaceae.
AUGAAUCAUUCUUCCUUCGAUUGGAUAAUUCCCAUUGGAUUGUCAGCUAUUGCAUCAAAUGUUCCAGCUCCGCCCAAUUCUCGAAGUCAUGUUAGGAGAGGUAUUUCUUACUUGACUAAAAAGGUACGGAGUGACUUGACCCUUGGGAGAGGUAUUUCUUACUCGGAGAGGGAGGCCACUAUCAGCUACUCUGCAACUUCUCAUCCCACGGGUUGGCAUUUCUCUUUUCUUGCUCUUUCUUUUCUUUCUCUUUCGGUAGUGGACGGGCUAAAGGGAUUUGCUUACGCGCUAGCGCUUUCGUUCACUUUUCUCACAUUUCUAGUACCAACUAAUACUAAUGAAUUCGGGCGAGAGUCUUCAAGUAUAAGGAGAUGGUAA